Molecule: messenger RNA, 1749 nt
Organism: Lithohypha guttulata
Lineage: Eukaryota; Fungi; Ascomycota; Eurotiomycetes; Chaetothyriales; Trichomeriaceae
Exons: 3
Coding region: 1-1749 (582 amino acids)
Biological process (GO): phosphatidylinositol-mediated signaling; release of sequestered calcium ion into cytosol; lipid metabolic process
Molecular function (GO): phosphatidylinositol-4,5-bisphosphate phospholipase C activity
Source: RefSeq, a predicted model, not a curated record
AUGGCUGGGCUAGCAUCUCGUCUUGCUAAAUUGAGUCCUUUUGGAAGCUCAAAAGAUCCUGCUGACGAUGACGAUGUCGGCGAGUCCACUGAUCUUAGCUCCAUGGCUGGAGGUGGCCAUACCGCACGCGAAACUCAACUUACACACCAGCUCCGUGUCGGCCAGGCUCUGAGAUCGUUCCUGGUACGCGAGAAUGUCCUUACCGAAGCUCAGGCUGGAUUUGAAAACCCAGAUGAAUUGAGUGAUCCGUUGCGGUCACUGCUUGACAGACCACACGUCCAAGUACCUCCUAAGCUUACAGACCGAUCAUAUCCUUUGCCUGAUUACUUUGUUAGCUCGAGUCAUAACACAUACUUGUCGGCCCAUCAAUUGUAUGGCAGCUCCACUGCUGAUUCAUACAAGGCUACUUUGAGAGCAGGUGCGCGAUGUGUGGAAAUUGAUGCUUGGGAUGGCAGCGACGAAGAUGAACCCAAGGUAACCCACGGUUAUACACUAACGUCCAAUAUUCCUUUUCGUUCAGUAUGUGAAACUAUCCGAGACGUUGUCGACGAGGAGACCCUACAACAGGAAGAUGUACCAGGCUACAGAGCAGCUCCGAUUUUACUAUCCUUAGAGAACCACUGUGGUGCUCAUGGACAGAAACGACUUGCUGAUAUAAUGAAGGAGGUGUUCGGCCAUAGACUGUUGAGCAAGGCAGUUCGGGACAAAGGUACAGAGGAACAGCAAGGCACUGGAGGCCACAUUACUUUGGCGGAACUUGAGAAUAAGAUUGCCGUCAUCGUCGAGUAUCAUUUUCCCGGUGGACCAGAGGAUGACGACGAUGAUUCCGACAGUUCCAGCGACGAGGACGAAGAGCAAAAGCGAGCUCGAAAGGACUAUAAAGAGAAGAAGCAGACAGCUCCUGCCACAGUCGUUGUGCCGGAGCUUGCGGAACUUGGAGUCUACGCACAAUCUGUGAAGCCUCCCAACAAUGCCUGGUUCGAAGUUGGCAUCCUUCAAAAUUCCCCUCAUCACCCUCUGAUCAAUGUCUCUGAGACUGGCCUGGCAGCUCAUAUGCCUGCUCACAACUCCAAGAUCGUGGAUCACAAUGCUGAACACCUGAUGCGAGUCUAUCCAAAAGGUACUCGUAUCAGUUCUGACAACCUUCACCCAGUCAUAUACUGGGGCAUUGGCGCUCAAGUCUGCGCACUCAACUGGCAGACAUUCGGAGCUAGUAUGCAACUAAACGAAGCUCUAUUCAGUGGCACAGAUGGCUACGUCCUCAAACCAAAGUCUCUUCGUCAAGGAGGAACAUUAGCCGUCGACUAUCGUCGCAAGAAACUUCGUCUGCACGUUGCAGGCGCCUCAGGCAUACCUAUCCCAGGAACACGCAACGUCGACGACCUCAAACCCUACUUGACAUGCACACUCGUCCACCCGACCGAGCCAGAGACGAAGAAGAAGACCUCGCCAUACAAGCAGCAUAAACUCAACCUGUUCCGCAAAGAAGAAAGCCCGUUACCGUCAGACCCUCUCUGGGACGAGGUGUUGGAGUGGGAGUAUCCAGAUAAUGACCUAACAUUCCUCCGCCUUCUGAUCAAGAGUGACGAUAGCUUUGCGCGGAACCCGAUCUUUGUGGUUAGUGCAGUGAGGCUGUUGUAUGUUCAACAAGGGUGGGUGUUCAUCAGGAUGUUGGAUCUGAAGGGUCAUGAGACGAAGUGUUGUUUGUUGGUGAAGUUUGAAAUUAUAGAUGUGGAUGAGCAUGCCUAG